Molecule: messenger RNA, 4627 nt
Organism: Vanessa tameamea
Lineage: Eukaryota; Metazoa; Arthropoda; Insecta; Lepidoptera; Nymphalidae
Gene: eag
Product: potassium voltage-gated channel protein eag-like
Exons: 16
Coding region: 240-3329 (1029 amino acids)
Biological process (GO): potassium ion transmembrane transport; regulation of membrane potential
Cellular component (GO): plasma membrane
Molecular function (GO): voltage-gated potassium channel activity
Source: RefSeq, a predicted model, not a curated record
GCAACGUUUUGUGUAUCGAUGCACGUGUAGUGCGGACCGCGAAGGUGAGCGCUGGACGAAAGAGCUCACGUAAACAUCAGGUAUCGAUCGACGUUCGUCUUCGCUGCUUCGUUACACCAUGAAAAUAUAUUUUCUUUCCGGUUGCGGUUUGGCUCGAUGCUCUCCGCAAAACCAAAGUCCUUGCUUAAAAAGAGGUCAAAGAGCGCGCGCGUGACGCGGGGGCGGAAGACACGCGCGGCAUGCCGGGCGGCCGGCGGGGGCUCGUGGCCCCGCAGAACACCUUCCUCGAGAAUAUCAUCCGCCGCUCGUCCUCACAGCCAGACAGCAGCUUCCUGUUGGCCAACGCGCAGAUCGUAGACUACCCCAUCGUAUACUGCAACGAAACUUUCUGCAAAAUGAGCGGCUACAACCGCGCAGAGGUCAUGCAGAAGUCUUGCCGCUGCACGUGGAUGUACGGCGAGCUGACGGAGAAGGAGGCGGUGGAGCGCGUGGACCGCGCGCUGGACCACCACCUCGCGGACCAGUUCGAAAUACUACUAUAUAAGAAGAACCGCACGCCGCUGUGGCUGCUGGUACACGUGGCGCCCAUCCGCAACGAGCGCGAGUUGGUGGUCCUGUUUCUGCUCACUUUCCGCGACAUCACUGCUCUUAAGCAGCCUAUCGACGCCGAUGACCCUAAGGGAGGUCUGUCGAAGUUCGCAAAGUUGGCGCGCAGCGUGACGCGCUCGCGCUCGGUGCUGGUGUCGGCGCUGCCCGCGCUCAAGGAGCCGGCGCGCCAGAGCCAGCUCGCCCAUGUGAUGUCGCUGUCGGGCGACGUGCUACCGCAGUAUCGGCAGGAGGCUCCUAAGACUCCACCACACAUCCUGCUGCACUACUGCGCCUUUAAGGCGAUCUGGGACUGGAUCAUACUUUGCCUCACGUUUUACACCGCCAUCAUGGUCCCGUACAACGUUGCCUUUAAAAACAAGACUAGCGAGGAUGUUUCUCUUCUCGUCAUCGAUUCUAUUGUUGACGUUGUGUUUUUCAUAGACAUUGUACUUAAUUUUCACACAACGUUUGUGGGACCCGGCGGUGAGGUCGUCAGCGACCCUAAAGUCAUCCGCAAGAAUUACUUCAAAUCGUGGUUCCUUAUUGACCUGCUCUCCUGCCUGCCUUAUGAUGUCUUUAACGCGUUCGACCACGACGAAGAUGGUAUAGGCAGUCUGUUCAGCGCGCUGAAGGUAGUACGGCUGCUACGGCUGGGGCGUGUGGUGCGGAAGCUGGACCGCUACCUCGAGUACGGCGCGGCGAUGCUCAUCCUACUGCUGUGCUUCUACAUGCUGGUUGCACACUGGCUCGCCUGCGUCUGGUACAGCAUCGGCCGCUCCGAUGCUGACUCCGGCCUCCAGUACUCCUGGCUGUGGAAACUAGCUAACGUCACCCAGAGCCCCUACUCGUACGUCUGGUCGAAUGAGUCCGACGGACCCGAGCUAGUUAACGGGCCGUCGCGCAAGACCAUGUACGUCACCGCCCUCUACUUCACUAUGACCUGUAUGACCUCCGUGGGCUUCGGCAACGUCGCCGCCGAGACCGAUAACGAGAAGAUCUUCACCAUCUGCAUGAUGAUCGUAGCAGCCCUGCUUUAUGCGACGAUAUUCGGACACGUGACCACCAUCAUACAGCAGAUGACGUCCGCGACGGCUAAGUAUCAUGACAUGCUCAACAACGUUCGGGAGUUCAUGAAACUACACGAGGUUCCUAAAGCGCUCAGCGAGCGCGUCAUGGACUACGUGGUAUCCACGUGGGCGAUGACCAAGGGCCUCGACACGGAUAAGGUGCUGAAUUACUGCCCAAAAGAUAUGAAAGCCGAUAUUUGCGUGCAUCUAAAUCGCAAAGUGUUUAACGAGCACCCGGCCUUCCGCCUCGCGUCGGACGGCUGUCUGCGCGCGCUGGCAAUGCACUUCCACAUGUCGCAUUCCGCGCCCGGCGACCUGCUGUACCACACCGGCGAGUCCAUCGAUUCGCUUUGCUUCAUCGUCACCGGCAGUCUCGAAGUCAUUCAGGACGACGAGGUGGUAGCGAUACUCGGCAAAGGUGACGUAUUUGGAGACUCGUUCUGGAAAGACAGUGCAGUGGGCCAGUCCGCGGCCAACGUACGCGCGCUCACCUACUGCGACCUACACACUAUUAAGCGCGACCGCCUACUCGAGGUUCUCGAUUUCUAUCAGGCGUUCGCAAACAGUUUUGCUAGAAAUCUCACGCUGACUUACAAUUUGCGGCAUCGUUUAAUAUUUCGAAAGGUGGCGGACGUCCGACGUGAACGUGAGCUGAUGGAGCGGCGGAAACGAGAGCCACAGCUGGAGCAGGCGCAGGACCAUCUCGUGCGCAAGAUCUUCUCGCGUUUUCGUCGCGAGCGCAGCGUGGCCGCCACCCCCGCCCCCGCGCCUGCGCGCGCGCCCUCUCUCGUCGCGCCGCCGCCGGACGCCGAGCGCGGCGACGGUACGAGCACUACGAGUGCGUCAAACGGCGCCGCAGAGGAGAGCAAGACGGCCCCGAGCGGCGGCACGGCGGCGGCUCGCGGCAAGUGGGGCCGACUGCUGGCGGGCGGUUCUCUGGACGCGCCCGACGCGCCGCGCGCCGCAUUUACGCGCUCGCUCAGCGCCCGCGACCGCUCCGCGCCGCCCGACGCCGCCGGUGUGGCCGCCCUCUCGCUCAAGACGACAUUUGGACGAGGACGAGCUGGGAGUGUGUUAGGAGCGGCGGCACGCCGAGAACCCAUAGACGAAGAAACCGAUGACCGAAAAGUUACCCCAGCACCGGCUCCAGCAUCAACUCCAGCAGCUGCGCCCACCACGCCUGCGCCGUCACCCGCUCCCGCUGCCGCACCCGUUCCCGCUCCCGUUGCCGCUCCCGUUCCCGCGCCUGCGCUGCCAGCUCCUACCGUGACCUCGUCGCACGACGCUGCAUUGGCGGAAUUACGGCGUGACGUACGAAACGAAGUCCAACGACUUCAACAAAAGUUGGGUCGAGUCGAAGAUCUUUUGACGAUGCUCGCGGCGCGCCUUGGGGCCGACCCUAGCGACACGACCGCCGACCCCGCCGAGCGCGCCGAGCGCGCCGAGCGGAACGAGCGUCUGGAGCGUUCGGAGCGCGCAGACCGCAACGAUCGUGGCGAACGAACCGAGCGCACCGAAAGGCUCGACAGAACUGACUCCGCCGCGCUCGCCAGGAAACGACGCACUAAGGCACGGAGCAAAGGCGCCGCCCCUCAGGUUCCGACGCCGACGACGCCGGGCGAGUCCCCGGGCAGCCCGGCGGGCGCGGCGGCGCGAAGGCGCGACUUCGUGUAGCGCGCGGCGGCGGGAGGCGCGCCGCAGUAGCGUGCCGCCCGCCCGCGCCACCUCCCCCGCGCCCUCUUCCGUACCCGCCGACCCCUCGCGCGACGAGUGCUACGUUCUGAUCGUCGAUCGAAGGUCACUCCAGGAGCGCGCGACUACCGACUCCUUCACGGAGUCGUCGAGGUUCAUGCGCUCCUUGGCGCGUUAUUCGAAUCGAGGAAGUCGAUGGGCGUCGUUUAUGGAAAUAAUGUUCGAGUUGUGUCACGUAUCGCCGACUGGCCAGGUUGUCGAUUGGUUGACGUUGUUCGUAGCGUUUCGGACUCUGUUGGAGAUGAUCGCCUUUCGUCUAAUGAGUGACUCUUUUAUUUAGACUGGUUUAGUUCAUCAUUACUUGUAAAGAGAAACGACGUUUCGGAGGAGUCGAACGCCGAGCGGUGGAGGUCGUGUUGAGUGUUGUUUUACUAUCUACUGCAAAAUUUGUAACUAUUCAAUAUACGAGUACAGUGACUGUUUCGUCAGACUGAUAAGAAUUUUUUUCCGAAUAAAUGAAGCCUUGUUAGUUUUUUUAAAUGCUUUAUUCUACAAUUUAUUACAAAAUAAGAAUGUUUGAAUACUGCCGUUUACUCUGAAGCAGCCACGUCCACCGCCGGGCGCCGCUCGCGCACGGUACGACGUACGACGUACGACGUAUGUAUGAUGUAUAUAAGAGAGCGAGGUAACGCUGCAAGUACGCUUUAAGCGGCGAGCGGGCGCGGUCUGCGUCCGCUGCCUGCGCUGUUAUAUAGCAAUAUGUUAACCGAUAUUAUAUAGUUUGUACUUAGGAGUUUGUAAAAAUAUAUAAAUAAAUGAUAUACACUUAAUAUAAUAAUUAUAAAGCGAUACUCUUUCACGAUUUAUUUCACUAUGACUUUAACAUGAUCACACAAACGACCAAAUAUUUUCUUACGAUUACGCGUUGUAUACAUAAACUAUUGCAGAUUUUGAAUCUAUCAUAUUUUUAUGGGUACGCUUCGAAACACGAGUUAAUUAGUAGAUUAUAUAAAAUAUCGAUUGAACUUGAAAUGUAUCGAGCAAUCGAGUAGACUACCACACAUUUGUAUUUCCGAUGUCUAUCGAUCGAAGUCGCCUUGUUAUUGUAUAAGAAGUUUAUUUCAAUAGAUUUGUAUUUAUUGUAAAUUAGAGACUCAUUCGUAAUACAUAUCUAAGUAAAAUGGCGCAAUACUGUCAACCGUAACGCAUCGUUUACGAGGAAUAUGGUGUUAACUAGCGACGGGUUUGUCGCGACGCCAGUUGCGACGUUGCGCUGUCGU